Messenger RNA from Benincasa hispida (wax gourd), 758 nucleotides. Its product is annotated as early nodulin-like protein 7. NCBI's taxonomy places the organism in Eukaryota, Viridiplantae, Streptophyta, Magnoliopsida, Cucurbitales, Cucurbitaceae. The record is from RefSeq and is a predicted model, not a curated record. Gene Ontology annotation, molecular function: electron transfer activity. Gene Ontology annotation, cellular component: plasma membrane.
AUCAUUUCCAAAUUCUAAAGCAAAUCUCUCAUUAAAAUCAACACCCAAUUUCUCAUCCCCUUCAAUCGGAAUGAAGACAACAUACAGACCACCAUUCACUGCUGUUCUUUAUUAUAUGCUGAUCAUUUCCAUUGCAGCAAUGGUGGCUGCCGUCGUCUCCUCCGUCGCCGGUUUUGAGUUCAAAGUCGGCGACGAGAUGGGUUGGCAACUUCCUCCGCCCAAGAACUCUGAAUUCUACGAGUAUUGGGCCUCCGUUAACCGAUUUCAAAUCGGAGAUUUUCUCUCUUUUGAAUACAAGAAUGAUUCAGUUCUAAUGGUUGAAAAGUGGGAUUAUUAUCACUGCAAUUCAAGCAACCCAAUUUUGGGUUUCAAUAACGGGAAAGGCGUUAUAAAGCUGAACAGGGCUGGCCCUUUUUACUUCAUCAGUGGCUUUCCCGAUCACUGCAAAAACGGCCAACGUCUCCUCGUCCAAGUCAUGUCACCGCAUGAUCUCAUUGUCGCCGCUCCGCCACAAUCUAAUGCUGACGAUGCUCCUUCGCCGUUAUCCACCAAUGCCGGAGCUUCUCUUCCGAUCACCGCCCCGGUGGUGAUCAUCUUUCCCAUGGCUGCCGUUGUUGGGAUGUUGCUGAUCUCUAAUCCUCUUAAUUAAUUAGCCAAAUUGUUUGUGUUGUUUGGUUUUGUUGAUGCUGUUUCAUUGCUUAUUAGUUGGAUUUAUUUUGUUUUUGUUAUUCUUGGUAAUUGGUAUGCCUUUUUCAUUC